Molecule: messenger RNA, 1083 nt
Organism: Stegodyphus dumicola
Lineage: Eukaryota; Metazoa; Arthropoda; Arachnida; Araneae; Eresidae
Source: RefSeq, a predicted model, not a curated record
GCCGCUUUUACAAACGCCACUUUUCCUCUUCAUCGCAUGCUUCUUUUGCAAGGGGACAUUCGUCCCCCACAUAAUCCACUGGCAUGGUAUAUUUAGUGAGGGUAUUAAUUUAUACCAUCAGUGCACCAUUAUGUAUGGCUUCUAGAGCGUCAAAGGAGAGACAAUGGGUAAUUGAUUAAUAAUACCUAGUGAAUAAUAAAAGCAUUUAAAGAGAAGGUUUGUAGUAUAUAGAAAGACAAAAUGGAUUUUCAAUCAAAAACAGUUCGACAGUUACAAGAUUACUGUCGAGAAAAUGAUAUUCGAGGAUACUCGAAACUUAAAAAGGUGGAACUGAUCGCCCUCAUUCAAUACCACAACGGCUUUUCCAGGUUCCACAAUGACUUGUUUAUCAAGCGAAAGAAGAAGAGGGAGCUAAAAAUCAGGUGUUGCGGAAAGUUAAUAAAGGAAUCUAGCAUAAAUAAGCACUUACAAACUAAAGCUCAUCAAAACUAUAAGCCUAAGAAGGCCAGCCAGGAGGUUCACAGAGAUGAUUUUGACAAUAUGCAGGGGCUGCAUCAUAUGACCAUUAACCAACUACGUGAAUUUUGUCGAUCGCGUGGCAUCGCAGGCUAUUCCAAACUACGGAGGAAGGCAGACAUCAAAGCAUACAUAGAAAGCGUUUUGUUCAACCGUCACUUCGAAUUUGAUUCCGACCUGUUUUCAGAUUCGCGAGAGAGAAGGCUAUAUACCCCCAAUGAAAUUGAUACGGCUUUUGAAAACCGUUUGGUGACGUAUGAUGUCCAAAAUGAGCACAAUCUGAUGCUUCCCAAAGACUUCUUGAACGAUGUUUCAUCACUGGUCCGGGGUCUUAUUACAAAACAUCUGAAGAGGCUGCAUGGCUUGAAGGUUAAUUUCCAAUUUCUCUGUGACUAUGAAAAAGGGAAAGAUGAAACGAUGACAGAAAUGGAGAAAAACUUCAAAACAAAAAAUGAAGUCAUCUUAGAAUCAACUGAUUUGGUAGCUUAUUACAGAUCAGUUAUCCAAAAAAUUAUUGACGGAGAUGGAGGAGUUUGUUGCAAGGGGUUCAGGUUGGACGCUUGCUAG